This is a messenger RNA of Nerophis lumbriciformis (worm pipefish), 1833 nucleotides long. Lineage: Eukaryota; Metazoa; Chordata; Actinopteri; Syngnathiformes; Syngnathidae. The record is from RefSeq and is a predicted model, not a curated record.
AUGGAAACCAAUCAGAAGGCAGGAGGGGAAGAACUAGCGGGGGCGCAGAAGGAGGCCGGCCUAAGGGCUCUGGUGCAGAGGACGGGGUACCGCCUUCAGCAGGAGAAUGGGCAGCGGCGCUACGGCGGGCCCCCGCCUGGUUGGGACGGACCCCCGCCGGAAAGAGGAAGCGAAAUCUUCGUGGGGAAACUCCCGAGAGAUCUCUUCGAGGAUGAGCUGGUGCCGCUCUGCGAGAAGUUGGGUACCAUCUUCGAGGUGAGGAUGAUGAUGGACUUCAACGGCAACAACCGCGGUUACGCCUUUGUCACCUUCGCCAACAAGCAGGAAGCGCGCGCCGCCACCAAGCAGCUCAACAACUAUGAGAUCAGGAGCGGUCGCCUGCUGGGCGUGUGCCCCAGCGUAGACAAUUGCCGACUGUUCGUGGGCGGCAUCCCCAAGAGCAAGAAGCGCGACGAGAUCUUGGCCGAGAUGCGCAAGGUGACGGACGGAGCGGUGGACGUCAUCGUCUAUCCCAGCGCGGCGGACAAGAGCAAAAACAGAGGCUUCGCCUUCGUGGAGUACGACAGCCACCGCGCGGCGGCCAUGGCGCGACGCAAGCUGUUGCCAGGUCGCAUCCAGCUGUGGGGUCACGCCAUCGCCGUGGACUGGGCCGAGCCCGAGGUGGAGGUGGACGAGGACACCAUGGCCGCCGUCAAGAUCCUCUACGUCAGGAACCUCAUGCUGCACACCAGCGAGGAGAGCAUUCACAAGGAGUUCGACGCCAUCAAAGCCGGCGCGGUGGAGCGUGUCAAGAAGAUCCGAGACUACGCCUUCGUCCAUUUCGCCGAGCGCGCCGACGCCGUCGCCGCCAUGAAGGCCCUCGACGGGAAGGUUCUGGACGGGUCGGCGCUGGAAGUGACGCUGGCCAAGCCGGUGGACAAGGACAAUUACGUGCGCUACACCAGAGGCACGGGGGGACGAGGAGGCCGGGGAGGACGGGCCGCUUCGUCGCUGCAAGACGACUACGCCGCCCUCGCCUUGGGACAGGUGUACGACCCCACCGUGGCCUACCUCGGGGCACCGGUCUUCUAUGCCCCGCACGCGUACACCGCCGCCCCGCCCCACUUCCGCUUCCCGCCCGCCAAAGGUCAGGUGGCGGGUCGCGGCUUGAUCCGGACGCCGUCGGUUCGAGAAGUUUACAUGAGUGUGCCUGUAGGGGCGGCGGGGGUGCGAGGGCUGGGCGGGCGGGGCUAUCUUAGCUACGCCGCGGGAGGCGGCGCGUGCCGCCAGGGCGGCGCCCCCAAGAGGGGCGACGACAAGCUGUACGACCUCCUGCCCGGCAUGGAGUUGACGCCCAUGACGCCGGCCGCCGUCGGCCCCAAGGCCGCCGCCCUCAAGCCGGCGCCUCAGGUUCUAGAAGAGUUGUGCGAGAAGAACAGCUGGGGGGCGCCGGUGUACCAGCUGCACUCGGCCAUCGGACCGGACCAGCGCCAACUCUUCUUGUACAAGGUCACCAUCCCCGCGCUGGCCACGCAGAACCCCAACGUGCUACCGUUCACUCCGAGUAAGCUGAGCGCCGGCGUGGAGGAAGCCAAAGCGCACGCGGCCGAGCACACGCUGCAAACACUCGGGGUGGCCGGCGAGGGGGCCCCCGACGCCGCCCUGGCCGCGGUGGCCUUUCCAGGGUACGCGUUGGCCGGGCCGGCACCGGGGGGCGUGGCCUCCGCGCUGAAGCCGGCCGUCUCUUUGAGCCAGGACGGGGUGGUGGCCGCCGCGGCGUACGCCGCCUACGAGGCCUACCCCGCCUUCGCCGUGGCCGCCAGACACGGGGGCGACGCCUACGGUGUCUUUUGA